Molecule: messenger RNA, 462 nt
Organism: Bactrocera latifrons
Lineage: Eukaryota; Metazoa; Arthropoda; Insecta; Diptera; Tephritidae
Product: larval cuticle protein 8-like
Exons: 3
Coding region: 71-376 (101 amino acids)
Cellular component (GO): chitin-based extracellular matrix
Molecular function (GO): structural constituent of chitin-based larval cuticle
Source: RefSeq, a predicted model, not a curated record
UGCAGACGCAUUUCAUUCAUUCACAAACUCAACGUUGUUUAUAGCGAUCAGCUUUUCCACAUCAGAUAAAAUGAAAUUCGUUAUUGUGUUUUUCGCUUUAUUCGCUGUUGCCUUCGCAGCUCCACAAAAGGAUGCCGAGACAUUGCGUUAUGACUCGCAGGUUGAACCAUUGAACUACCAAUACAACGUUGAGACCAGUGAUGGUAAAGCUGCCCAGGAGCAGGGUGAGGUUCAAGAUUUGGGCUCUGAAGAUGAGGCUAUCGUUGUCCGCGGUUUCUACUCGUACAUCGGAGAUGAUGGUCAGACCUACAGAGUGGACUACAUUGCCGACAAAAAUGGUUUCCAACCCCAAGGUGCCCAUAUCCCUGUCGCCUAAUUACUGUGAUUACGCUUCUUCUUGUUACUUGUUGACUAGUUUUAGUUAGUAUUAAAUUAAUAAAGAAGAGACGAAUAUAAAUUUAA